Molecule: messenger RNA, 2006 nt
Organism: Brassica napus (rape)
Lineage: Eukaryota; Viridiplantae; Streptophyta; Magnoliopsida; Brassicales; Brassicaceae
Product: heterogeneous nuclear ribonucleoprotein Q-like
Exons: 9
Coding region: 440-1834 (464 amino acids)
Cellular component (GO): nucleus
Molecular function (GO): mRNA binding
Source: RefSeq, a predicted model, not a curated record
CUCUCUGUUUGCCUCUCAUCACGCUUCAAAGUCGUAUCCUUUCGUGAAUCUUUUGGUUGGGAAUCCGAUUCAUUUGAAACUGGGAUCUGGAGCUCAUCUUAUUUGAAACUUAAAAAAAAAAAGAAGUGAUUCUCAGUUCUUUCUUUCUUUCUUUCAUGUCUCUACCAAUGAUUGCUAUGUGUUGUUGGGGGUUUACCUUUUGUAGUUAAUUCAUUUUUCUGAUUUGAUUCCGGAGAAACGAAACAUUGUGUGGUCGGUCGGUCUUUCAUGUAAAUAGAAUUGUAGUUACAAACCUCUGAGGAUUCUCUUAACAGGCCGCAUAAUAAAUAAAUAAAAAAAUCUCACUUGAACAAUGUCUGUUGGGAGAUCUUAAACAUGGAGCUGGAGUUUGUCUAAAAGAGCUAAUAACAUUGUUGCACCGCUUUUCUAGACUCUUACCAUGUCGAGGACGAGGACUGCUGCUUCUGAGGCUCACGAUUCGAUGGAAUCUGAGGAAAGGGUAGACCUUGAUCCCGAGGAGACUCUUGAGGAGGAGUAUGAGUACGAAGAAGUUGAAGAAGAGGAGGAGGUUGAAGAGGAGAUUGAAGAAGAGGUGGAAGUUGAAGAGGACGAGGACGAAGAAGAAGAAGAAGAAGAAGAAGGAGGAGAAAAGAAAAAGCAUGAUGAGCUCUUGGCUCUUCCUCCUCAUGGCUCUGAGGUUUAUCUUGGUGGGAUUCCUACUGACGCCUCUGAAGGGGACUUGAAGGGCUUCUGUGAGUCCAUAGGCGAAGUUACUGAGGUUAGGAUAAUGAGGGAAAAGGAGUCUGGGGAAGGAAAGGGGUACGCGUUUGUAACGUUUAGAAACAAGGACUUGGCUUCUGAAGCAAUCGAUACUCUUAAUAACACUGAGUUCAAGGGUAAGAGGAUAAAGUGUUCGACUACGCAAGCCAAGCACCGUCUCUUUCUUGGCAAUGUUCCUAGAAGCUGGACAGAGUCGGACAUUAAGAAAACGGCAAGUGGAGUUGGUCCUGGCGUUCAAAAUGUCGAACUCCCAAAGGAUCCACAAAACGUGGGCCGGAAUCGUGGAUAUGCUUUCGUAGAGUACUACAACCAUGCAUGUGCUGAAUACUCCAAACAAAAGAUGUCAGAUCCGAGUUUCAAGCUUGAUGAUAAUGCCCCUACUGUAAACUGGGCUGAGUCGAGGAAUGGAGGAGGAGGAGACUCUUCUGCUACUCAGGUUAAGGCAUUGUACAUCAAGAACUUGCCUAGAGAUAUAACACAAGAGCGUCUAAAGUCAUUAUUCGAACAUCAUGGGAAGAUCCUGAAAGUGGUCAUACCACCAGCAAAACCAGGGAAGGAAGACAGUAGAUAUGGUUUUGUGCACUACGCGGAGAGGACAAGCGUCAUGAAAGCUUUGAAAAACACUGAAAGAUACGAGAUUGAUGGUCAAACGUUGGAUUGUACUCUUGCAAAGCCUCAAGCGGAUCAAAAGGCGAAUACAACAACAGGUCAGAACAUGCAGAACUCACUGUUGCAACCAAACUAUCCUCCUCUUCUUGGUUAUGGCAUGGCUCCGAGUCCCUUCGGUGCUCUUGGUGGAUUUGGCGCUUCUCCUUACCCACAACCGUUAAUGCAUGCGGGAGGUCAUGCAGCUGGUGGGAUGGCGAUGAUGCCAAUCAUGUUACCCGAUGGAAGAAUCGGCUACGUCUUACAACAGCCUGGACUAGCAGCAGUGCCACAACCUCCACCAAGGCAUUCACCACCGUAUAGGGGAAGCGGUUCCAGCAGCAGUAGCAGCAGCAAAAGAAGUAGCAGCGACAAUGGUAGAGGAAGAAGCCGUUACAAUCCUUAUUAGUGAUUUCAUCAUUUGCUUUUCAUUCUGGAAAAACACCCCCCAGUCAACUCCCCCAAAACAAAAGUCAGUUUUAACUUUUAAGCAUUAUGUUUUUUUUCCUCUUCUUUCUGGUACAUGUGGUUUUGUAAUAUUAUUUGUUUACAGUAUUUAUGUUUUUAUCCUUUUCCAAUUA